AAAAGAACAAAACAUCACUUGCAACAAAACCAUAGUAGCUCCAAAGAGAGAUAUAAUAACUUUCUUGGCCUAACAUGUCGUCUUCAAUGGCGCCAUCUUCACUUGUAAGUAAUGUGUCAGCUUAUAGCCAACAAGCAAGAACUUCAAACCCAUUGGCAUGGAGUGAUGAUAAGAUCCUUGAAACCGUUUACCUAACUCACGUCCACACCGGUGAAAGGUACGAUGUGGAAUCGCUUUUCAAUCUCACUUCAAACAUUCUCAAGCGUUCCACUGCAGUCGCGGAUAGUGUUGCAUCCAAGACUGGGACUCCUGUAGGUCUUGUAGAAGACAGACUUCCCUUAUCUGGUUAUGAGCCUCCUAUCCGUAAACUGAAGCAUAUUUCUGCCCAGAUGAUGAGCACACUUCCUGGUGAGCACCAUGCUCACAUGACAACAAUGUCAAUCCUUGAUCAGCUGAAAUCCCAUACAUGGGAUGGAAAAGCAAUCUUUGCACUAGCUGCAUUUUCAUUGGAAUAUGGAAAUUUCUGGCACCUAGUUCAAACACCAAGUGGUGAUACACUUGGAAGAUCAUUAGCAACAAUGAACCGUGUUCAAAGUGUCGAUAAGAAUAGACAAGCCAUUGCUGAUUACAACAGUUUGGUGAAGAAUCUGUUGUUUGCUGUUGAGUGUAUUACUGAGUUGGAAAAGCUUUCAACAAAAGGGUAUGAACAUAAAGAUGUUCCUGCUUUGUCUGAAGCUAUGCAAGAGAUUCCUGUUGCUGUUUAUUGGGCUAUCAUUACUGCUAUUAUUUGUGCUAAUCAUCUUGAUCUUCUUUUCGGUGAUUCGGAUGAUAGGUAUGAAUUAUCAAGUUAUGAUGUCAAGCUUGCUUCCAUUGUAAGCAAAUUAAAGGCUCAUCUUACAAGGAGCAGAAAGCAUAUAGGUGAGCUAGAAGAUUACUGGAGACGUAAGAGGGUUCUUCAAACUCCAACAGAAAUUGUUGAGGUUUUGAAGGUUCUAGUCUUCCACAAUGAAAUUCAGGACCCCCUUGUGUUUGAUGGCUUGAACAGACAAAUGGUUAGCAUCGAAGUGUUUAGGAAGAAGCAUGUAUUGGUAUUCAUUUCAGGCCUAGACAGCAUCAGAGACGAGAUUCGUCUUCUACAAUCCAUCUAUGUUGGACUACAAGAAGAACCAAGAGAACUAAAAGGAUACAGAAAAGAAGAUUUCAAGAUCUUGUGGAUCCCAAUUGUGGAUGAUUGGACCCUACUUCACAAAGCUGAAUUUGAUAAUUUGAAGCUAGAAAUGCCAUGGUAUGUGGUUGAGUACUUCUAUCCCUUGGCUGGAAUAAGGUUGAUAAGAGAAGACUUGAGCUACAAGAAUAAGCCAAUUCUACCUGUUCUGAAUCCUCUAGGUAGGAUUGUGAACCAUAAUGCAAUGCAUAUGAUUUUUGUUUGGGGAAUAGAUGCCUUCCCUUUUCGUCCCACAGAUGAUGAGUCACUUACUCAAAAAUGGAACUGGUUUUGGGCUGAAAUGAAGAAGGUUUAUCCUAGACUCCAAGACCUUAUUAAAGGGGACACGUUCAUCUUCAUAUAUGGAGGAACAGACCCAAAAUGGACACAGGACUUUGCACUAGCAAUAGAGAAAAUCAAAAGGCACGAAAUCACCCGAAAAGCUGAUGCAGUCAUAGAGCACUUCCACUUCGGAAAGGAAGACAAAAGAAUCGUUCCUCGUUUCUGGAUAGGCAUAGAAAGCUUAUUUGCAAACAUGAUUCAAAAGAAACACAAAGAUCCAACCAUAGACGAAAUCAAAAGCUUGCUUUGUCUCAAACAAGACCAGCCUGGUUGGGUUCUGUUAAGCAAAGGACCAAAUGUGAAACUGCUCGGCCGCGGCGAUCAAAUGUAUGCAACUGCUGUUGAUUUUGAGAUAUGGAAAGAGAAAGUGCUUGAGAAAGCUGGUUUUGAUGUUGCUUUUAAGGAGUAUUAUGAAAGGAAGAGAAGAGAAUAUCCUGUUGCUUGUGCUAAUAUGCAGUUGGCUAAUUACCCUUCUGAUAUUCUUGAUCCUAUUUACUGUCCUGAUUCAAACUGUGGAAGAUCAAUGGAGAUUGCUUCUGUUAGCUACAAGUGUUGCCAUGGUCAUACUCACGAGAAUGCUGAAGUUGCUCCUGCUGAGAGUGGUGGUUUUGUUCAGAUUGAGAAAAGGUCUUGAUGUGUUUGUUUGGUUGGUUUCUGGAAUCAUUUGUUGAAUGUUUUGUUUUAUGAUGAUUUGUGUGUCAUGUUUUGUUGUUUUUUUCAUUGGUUUGUUUAUGUUGGUUAUGUAACAGAUGUGAUCUAAGCCUUUUGUGUGCCCUUGAAUGGGUUGUUUUAAAUAAUGGCUUCAAAUGUCUGUUUUGUCUUGAUGAAUUAAUGAAAUUUUCUUGUCUUAUUA
Messenger RNA from Medicago truncatula (barrel medic), 2399 nucleotides. RefSeq names its product protein SIEVE ELEMENT OCCLUSION B. The transcript is spliced from 7 exons. The coding region runs from base 75 to 2180 and encodes 701 amino acids. The record is from RefSeq and is a predicted model, not a curated record. Gene Ontology annotation, biological process: phloem development. Lineage: Eukaryota; Viridiplantae; Streptophyta; Magnoliopsida; Fabales; Fabaceae.